AUGCAUCUUUAUUUUUCAAGGGCGGCCCAUGUGUCAUGGCGGUCCUCUUUGCUGAGAUCCAAUCUCAUAAGCGUUUGUCGUUUGCGUUUCUUUUCAAGCAGCUCGAGUAAUUGCAAUUCGGGGCAGAAUGCCGAAAUCAAAAGAACCCGAAAUAUUGGCAUUAUUGCCCAUAUUGAUGCCGGGAAAACAACCACAACUGAGCGUAUGCUCUAUUACAGUGGUGUCACGCGUCGAAUAGGAGAUGUCGACGACGGAUCGACGGUCACGGAUUUUUUACCUGCUGAGCGGGCCCGGGGAAUUACCAUCCAAUCUGCAGCAGUAACAUUACACUGGCCUCCGAUUCAGCAUGGCUCAUCGGAAGAUUCGAUUGAGUCUGUCCAAAAAUCACGUGUUUCACAUACAAUCAACCUGAUCGACACGCCUGGCCAUGCGGAUUUCACAUUCGAAGUCCUACGCUCACUAAGAAUUCUCGACGGGGCCAUUUGCGUUCUUGAUGGCGUUGCUGGCGUAGAAGCCCAGACCGAGAAGGUUUGGGCACAGGCAAACCUUUACAGCAUCCCAAGGAUCGCCUUCGUCAACAAGCUUGACCGUGAUGGAGCUGCUUUUGGACGAACCGUGAAAGAGAUUGGCUCGCGGCUACGAGGAUGGCCUGCUGUUUGCCAAAUCCCCUGGUGGGAAGGGGGCAAAGGGAGAUUUCAAGGAGUUGGCGAUGCCGUCGAUCUCUGCGCUUUGAAAUGGGCUGAAGGAGGCGAUGGAAAGGCCAUUCAGAAAAGCAGUCUAGAAAGCCUUAAAGAAACGGACCCGGAGUUUGCGGCCGAGCUCAUAAAAGCUCGACUAGCACUAGUUGAGGUUCUUUGCGAGUUUGACGAGCACCUACUCACUGCAUGGCUCGAGUGUGACGACGAUCCAAUGGCUAUUGCACCGCAAGCAAUCAGAGAUAGUCUGCGUCGCUGCAUCAUUGAUGGUUCUGGCCGGCUCAUUCCUGUUUUCGCUGGUGCAAGCUUUCGCAAUAUCGGCGUUCAGCCACUUCUAGACGCGGUUGAUGAUUUACUUCCCGGUCCAAAUGAGCGACCACCGGCAGAAAUCACUGCUGGCGCCUUGAAGGGGACACUACCGGAUUUGUUGGACGGGAAACUCCAUAUCCAGCAGUCUAAGUCGUCCAAGCAGCCCAAGCGCCUCCAUGGACCAGGGCCAGCCAAUAUCGGAGGAAACAUUGAAGCAUGCGCACUUGCGUUUAAAGUGGUCAACGAUCCGAAGCGUGGCGUUCUGGUCUAUGUACGUGUCUAUUCCGGAACUCUGAACAGAAACUCGGCGCUGUGGAACACCUCUCUCCAUGUCACUGAGCGGGCUGGCAGACUACUCCAAAUGUAUGCUUCAGACGCCGAAGAAAUUCAAUCAAUUCCAGCAGGCCAAAUCGGUGUGAUUGUUGGUCUUAAACACGUGCGCACUGGCGAUACACUGAUUACUUACACUGGCUCGAAUCCCAGAACCGGCCCACCUGCACCGCUGGAUAGCCUACAUCUCCGACCUAUAGAUGUGCCCCCCCCAGUAUUCUUCGCAGCUAUUGAACCACAUAGUUUGAGCGAAGAGAAGAAUGUCGAACAGAUCCUCGCGCUACUUCUGAGGGAAGACCCUUCCCUGCAUGUCAGCAUUGACGAUGAAUCUGGACAAAUGCUUCUCAGCGGCAUGGGCGAACUGCACCUUGAAAUUGCCCGAGACAGACUCGUCAAUGACUUCAAGGCCAAGGCGACUAUGGGCGCGAUUGAAAUCGGCUAUCGCGAAUGCGUCCAGUCCUCUUCAAGCACUCAACAUUCACUCAUCGAUCGUGAGAUUGCGGGCAAGAAAGGAAUGGCUGGAUGUUCUGCCUUUGUUGAACCUGUCGAUUCGACGGAUGCUUUCCCGCCUGACACUAUUGAGAGGGAUGGUAACUUCAUCACCGUGAAUGUUGAGAUGAUCGACCCUGGGGACCGUCACACUGCUUAUUCUCUUCCCCAAGAGCUGCCUCUUUCCGAACUCCGCACUGCGCUCAUAAAUGGCGCUUCUGCUGCCUUAGCACGCGGUCCUCGAAGACGCUUCCCCAUGACCGCUACUCACGCCAACUUGACUUUCUUGGUGUCGCGUGACCUAUUUGGCAAAGAUACACACCCAGCUGCUUUGAGCUCAGCUGCUCACCAAGCUGUGCAAACCGCACUGAAAGAGACCUUUGACAACAAUGCUAUCAGCCUAAUGGAGCCGGUCAUGAAUGUCGUCAUUUCAUGCGAUGAGGGCAACAUGGGCAAUAUCGUGCACGAUAUCUCAUCUGCUCGCGGCGGCCACGUUAUCUCUCUCGGGGAUGAAGAAUCUACUGAAGCAAUUGGAGACGAUGAGAAGCAAGUCGACGUAUCUAGGAUCUAUGCACCUCCAGACCCAUUCGCUGUCUCGACGCAGUUUGGAAGCGACAAUCUAUCAGGAGCAAAUGUUGGGCAACAGAGGCAUAUCAGGGCCAGGGUGCCGUUGAAGGACAUGGUGGGAUAUUUGAAGCACCUGAGGAGUUUAACAGGUGGACGUGGGACAUUUAUCAUGGCCUUUGAAAAGUUUGAGAGGGUCUCGGGACAGAGAGAACGAGACGUGUAG
This is a messenger RNA of Pseudogymnoascus destructans, 2613 nucleotides long. It is a transcript of the gene MEF2, whose product is annotated as mitochondrial elongation factor G- like protein. NCBI's taxonomy places the organism in Eukaryota, Fungi, Ascomycota, Leotiomycetes, Thelebolales, Thelebolaceae. Gene Ontology annotation, cellular component: mitochondrion. The transcript is spliced from 3 exons. The coding region runs from base 1 to 2613 and encodes 870 amino acids. The record is from RefSeq and is a predicted model, not a curated record. Gene Ontology annotation, molecular function: GTP binding; GTPase activity. Gene Ontology annotation, biological process: mitochondrial translation; ribosome disassembly.